Messenger RNA from Helobdella robusta, 4782 nucleotides. RefSeq lists its product as hypothetical. Gene Ontology annotation, biological process: signal transduction. The record is from RefSeq and is a predicted model, not a curated record. Gene Ontology annotation, molecular function: GTPase activator activity. Gene Ontology annotation, cellular component: cytoskeleton; cytoplasm. The transcript is spliced from 14 exons. Bases 415 to 1851 code for a protein of 478 amino acids. Lineage: Eukaryota; Metazoa; Annelida; Clitellata; Rhynchobdellida; Glossiphoniidae.
UUAAAAAGUAAUAUUUUUAGAUGCGAUUGGGUUGAGAUAUUAGAGCCUAAAUCACAAAAACGGAUAUAUGCAAAUUUGGCAACUGGGGAGUGUAAAUGGGAUCCGCCAGUUGGUGUCAAAAUCAAAAAAAGUGCAGAUGACGAGAAUCAGUGGUGGGAGUUAUUUGAUGCCAAAUGUUCAAGAUUUUAUUAUUACAAUGCCAGAUUAAAAAAAACAGUUUGGCAGAGGCCAAAUAAUUGUGAUGUCAUUCCUCUUGCUAAACUUCAAAUUGUAAGGUAUUCGCCUGCAUUUGAGCUGGGACAACAUCAACAAUCUCAACAACAUUUGCAACAAACGUCGACAUCACUGCGACACCAUCAACUCUCAUCAUCAACUCGUUAUUCCCAAGACAGCCAUGUUGCAACUAAUGAUCAAAUGUCAUCUGCUUUAUCGCCAGUCAAGCACAAUCUUCUUCAUGACUCUGGAAUAUCAUCUAAUGUAGAUUAUGAUUACUCAAAUGAAUAUGACAGUGACUCGUCCACAUCAUCAUCAACAUCCUCACUGACAGGCAGCAACAACAACAACAACAAAGGCAACCACAUAUUUCCUCCUCACCAGCGACAACAACAGCAUCAGCAACAUCAACACCACAAACAUAAUCCAGCUGGCCACAGGGAAAUGGACAUAGAACGGUUCAUAUCAGAAAAUUUGAAUGAACACAAGCAAGGACUGUUGGGGAGGGCAGUGCCCAUCAGCAACAUGCUCUCCUGGACGAAGGAUCUCAUACAGAAGCCCAUGAUCAGAACGGAGAACAAGACAGUCAAGAAGGAGGCCCUGGAGGUAUUCAAACUCAUCCAGUCAUACAUGGGGGACAAGAAGGCCAGGGACACAUCAACAAACAGCCAGGCAGUCGUUGCAGUUGAGAUCAUGAACAAGGGCUGGAGUUGCAUGGAACUCAGGGACGAGAUAUACAUACAGCUCUGCAGACAGACGACAAGGAAUCCUAAAGAAUCCAGUCUGCUGCUAGGCUGGGAGCUGAUGGCUCUGUGUCUUGGAUUCCUUCCUCCGUCGACCAAGUUCCAAUCCUACUUGGAUCGUUAUAUCACUCGGACUCUCGAGACCAGAGACUUUACUGAUCAGGGACACUUGCACAAGUUGGCCAACGCUUGCAUAAAGAGGCUUGAGAAGAUAUGUUCACAAACAGUUGUCAAGCACAGGCCAACUUUGGAGGAGGUGGAACACAGUAAGAGGUUCCUCAUAGACAUAUCCAUGUUUGGAGCCAGUUUGGAUGACAUUAUAGAUCUACAGAAGGAUCGUCAUCCAACACUUCGCAUUCCCUGGAUACAAAAAGUCCUUUCAGAAUGUCUCCUAGAACUCACUAAAGAUCAACUUACUGAGGGCAUUUUUAGAGUGCCAGGAGACACGGAAGAAGUGAACGUCCUGAAAUCGAAAUGUGAGAGUUGGCUGUCUCCAUCGUCUGCAACCACCGAUCCACACAUACUGGCAUCACUUCUCAAACUUUGGUACAGAGAACUUCAUGAACCAUUGAUACCAACUGAAUUUUAUGACCUCUGUGUCGAAAGCUAUGCAAAUCCGGACUCUGCUAUCGCCAUUAUGGACAAGUUACCUGAACCCAACAAAGUUGUUCUCAUGUAUCUCAUCAGGUUUUUGCAGAAAUUUUCAGUUGCUGAAGUUUCGAACGUCACCAAGAUGGAUGCCAGCAACCUGUCCAUGGUUAUGGCGCCAAAUUGUUUGCGUUGUUUGACGUUGGAUCCACAGUCAAUGUUCGAGAAUGCUCGCAAGGAGAUGAACUUCCUGAAGCUGCUUGUCUUACACCUCGAUACUUCCUCUGUUGCAGAUUUGCUGCCUUAGAUCUAUUUUUUUUUCACACAAAUUUUUAUUUCAUUCUUUUGUUUCUUUUAUUUGUCUUCUUAAUUUAUUCAUCAUCAGAUUUGUUAUUUGUUUUCAAUUUUUAAAUAUGGGAGUUUGUUGGUUUUUGGUUUAUGAUCUUUGUUUUGUUUUGUUUUGUCUUUGUUCUUUUGAUUUCGUUUGAAUAAAUGCUGUCUUUGGUUGCCUCGGUGUUAUAUUUCUUGUGCUGUUGUAACCAUUGCUGUUAAUUGUUGUUGUUUGUUUUUUGCUGUCAGAAAUCGAAGAGUCACAUGCUUUAAACUAGAGAAACUCUUUAUAUUUUCAUGUUUUAUUUUCAAUCUAUUUAUUGGUUUAAUAUUUUAUCAUAGUUCCUACAAUCAAGUAAAUGAUUGUUUUCAUGUUUUUACUUCUCAACAAUUGUGGACAGAUUUUAAUCGUUCAUCUUUUUAAAAAUUCUAAGAAAUUAACACAAAUAAGGAUACAGAUAGAUUUCUUUUUCUGUAGUCGUUUUCAAAAUCAAAUUUAAAUUUUUUCAAGAUCCAAUUAUAGAUCAGCUUUCAUGAGAGAAAUUUUGUGCCACUUUUCUAAACGCGUGAAAUGCUUUGUUCUUGCACUGUACAUCAUGUUCACACAUUUACUGCUACGCUAUACUGGUACUUUAAAUUUGUACUUCUAAUAUAUUAAUAUAUAUAUAUAUAUAUAUAUUUUUUAUUUAUUUACUUUGUUGUUAAAAUAAUUUAACUUCAAAUCAAUUGAAUCAAAUACUAGUUAUAUACUAAUAUAUACAGUAUUGUAUGAAUUCUACCGAAUUGUUGGCAUUAAUCAAUUUAGAGUUUGUCUUUUCAAUUUCCCGUAAAGAAUCUUCUGUAAAUUGUUCAUUUUAUUAAAAAUGGAAUUAUUAUCCAAGUUCAUGAAAAAACUUAAUGAAACUGUUGUUCUGCUAUCCACUUCAGAGCCACUUCACUAUCAAGACGUAUCAUAAUGCCAUCGAUUUGGUAAAAUUCAUACAAUACUCUAUAAAAUAUGGUCUCCUUCCAACUUAUAUAUAUAUAUAUAUAUAUAUAUAUAUAUAUAUAUAUAUAUUUAUAUAUAUAUUCUAUAAGGCUGUGACAUUUGCAAAUAUAUGUACAGAAUGUUUUUUUUAUUUUUCAAAUUAUUUUGUAAUUUCUUUCGUUUUUCUUUUUCAUCUAAUGCAUUGCUUGUAAUUUUAAUUGUAGUUAUUAUUAUUCUUAUUAUUCAUUAUUAUUAUUAUUACCUCAUUCAGUUAUUCAUUUAUUUAUUUAUUUAUAUUGAUUAUAGAUGCGUUUUUAUUUAAUUGUCGUUGUUUGUAGAAGGUAGGUAGCACUGUCCACAUAAUUUGUGUUUCACAUACUGUACAGGAUAUAUGUUUUUUGUGUUUUUGUUUAUUUAAUUUUUAACAAUAAUAACUGUUAAUAUAAUUAUAACAAUAAUUAUAAUUAACUCUUAUUAUUAAUACUAAUAGUUAUUAGAAUGAAAACAAAUAUUAUUUUUUAUAGAGAACAGUUUUUUUCUGUUAAUUCUGUUCAAUCCUAUUACUAUGAUAUUCUAAUAAAAUACGAUGUGUACCUAUGUAUGUGUCCUAACAAUUGAAGCCAUUUUCUUCUUUCUGUUAGAGUACCAUACCAUGGUUAUUGUUGGCCGUGGGUUUCACCGAGAUACCCCAAAACAUGGCGACUUCAAUUUUUUCUAUUUUUAUUUUGUUUUUCGGGCUCAGCCAUUAAGGGGUGAUAUAAAGUAAAUGGUCUAAUGACCUUUAAUCUUUCAACCUUUAAAAUAUAGAUAAUAUCGGGGUGAUCAUUCAUUUCAUGCUAUGUGUGUGUUAAUACCCUUAUCAAGCUGCCAACAUUUAUGCGGUUUCUUAGCGGUUAGUUCAGUUUAUAUCGGGGAUAAGUUUGUAAAGGUUGGUAAAGUAACUAGCGGAGUUUACUGGAAUAAAUUGUUGAGUUUCUUGUUCUUUUUUCUUAAUCUCCAGCUUCAAUUAAUUAUCUUAAAAGAUAUUAACCAAUCAUUUCACAGUGGACUUUGUUAGAUUAACGUGUUUCGUUAUCAACUGAUAUAACUGACUAAAUAUCGAAUUUAUCAUCAUUACCAUCAUCCUGUUGUCAUAUCAUCGUCGCCAUUGUCGUAAUAAUGUUUUUUAAUCAUUCUUAUUUUCGUCACUCAUCAACGUCAUCAUUAAUAUUUCCUCAAUGGCAAGUCAAAUAGUGCUUUAACAUGGCAUUAAAUGAAUGAUUUCUGCGAAUGUGCACGCCGCAUUUCAAUUUUCAAAUGUAUAUGCACGUUGUAUUUAAAUGUAUGUACACGUUUGUACGUACAGGCGUGUAUUAACUGCGUAUGCGUGAAUGUGUAUGUGCGUAUACGCGUGUGUUACUCGUUCGUGUGCUUAUGUACGUGUGUGUCUGUCUGCAUUUAUAAAUCAAUGUCAGUUAUUAGAGCUAAUUUCUUGCAGUAUUAAUUAAAACUUCGCUAAACUAGUAUUUAUAAUAAUUAAUUUCUAUAAUUAAUUAAUAAUUUUUAGUUGUUGUUUUUAUUGUUAUUGUUGUUAUUUUUUUAUUAUUGUUAAUAUUAUUUCUGUUGAUGUUUUCAAAAUGAUUAGGUAACCAUUAUUCAUUUAAUUAGCAACUCUUGUCGGUUAUUUUUAAGAUUUCAAAAGUUUAAGACAGCUGUAUUUGACAUUAAAUUUUCUUAUUUAUAUUAUUAUUAUUUUAUUAUUAUUGAUAUUAUUUGUUAUUAUUAUUGUUGUUAUCUUAAUUGUUAUUAUAUUUUUAGUUGUUUUUUAGCAUAUUUCAACGUCCAAAGAUGAUUUUCGUUAAAGUUGUUUCAACUUAAUUCUCAAAUAGAUGUUCGGUUUUUUGUUGCUAUUUAUUAAGUUUCUUUUUAUUGGAAAUACAAUAAAAAAAAACGAUAAUUUUU